AUGCAAGCUGGGAAGCACUUCCAGAUGUUGCCCCUCGCUCUUCCGCACAGCCCUGCGUGCUCCUCUCUCUGCCGAGUUCCUCCCCCUGCCCCACAGUUCUGUGAGACAUUUUCUGGGAGCCUGAGGGUCAGUGGCACAAUGGCUGAGUCCAGCAAGCCUAUCCUCUACUCCUAUUUCCGAAGCUCCUGCUCAUGGAGAGUUCGAAUUGCUCUGGUCUUGAAAGGCAUUGACUAUGCGACGGUGCCCAUCAAUCUUGUGAAGGAUGGGGGGCAGCAGUUCUCUGAAGAAUUCCAGGCACUGAAUCCCAUGAUGCAGGUGCCAGCCCUGAAGAUUGAUGGACUCACCAUCGGCCAGUCAUUGGCCAUCAUUGAGUACCUGGAGGAGACUCGGCCCGCUCCGCGACUACUGCCUCAGGACCCAAAGAAGAGGGCCAGCGUUCGCAUGAUUUCGGACCUCAUUGCUAGUGGCAUCCAGCCCCUGCAGAACCUGUCUGUCCUGAAGCAAGUGGGUAAGGAGAACCAGCUGGCCUGGGCCCAGAAUGUCAUCAGUUCUGGCUUUAACGCUCUGGAGAAGAUCCUGCAGAGCACAGCAGGGAAGUACUGUGUGGGAGAUGAGGUUUCCAUGGCUGAUCUGUGUCUGGUGCCUCAGGUGGCAAAUGCUGAAAGGUUCAAGGUGGAGCUCACUUCUUACCCCACCAUCAGCCGUAUCAACAAGAUGCUGCUGGCCUUGGAGGCCUUCCAAGUGACUCACCCCUGCCGGCAGCCAGAUACGCCCCCUGAGCUGAGGGCCUAGAUCCCAAACCAUGCCCCACUGGUAUGGGAAUGGGAGGAGGGAGCAGGGACUAGGAGCAGAAGCUGGGUGGGCUAAACAGGUCUGGAAACCUAACUAAGGAGACAGGAGACUUGAACUCUAGCCCUGGAUCUAUCUUUCCCCUGAACCUCUUUCUGCCUUAGUCCCCUCUUCUGUCAAGAGGGUAGAGAGGGGUGCUGGGAGGCCAGGGGUGAGGCCCAGGAGCAAUACCUGCUAUCUAUGUCAUGGGGCAGUCAUGAAGAUGAAAUGAGAAUGUAGAUUAAAAUGCCUGGCAAGUUCAAAACAUGCGGAACCAUCCCCUAUUAUAGUGACCUGAUGCCAAAGAAUUCCCACACUAAAAUUUGGUCAUUGAACUGAAGCCCGGGACUCCCAGUUGUCCAGCUAGGGCUGAGCUGGGUUCUAGAAGAUGAACAUUCUUCAUCCUAGCACGAAUUCCCCUGUGUGUGGAUCAGGAGAGGAAGCCAGCCAGCCAUUUGCACGCCCUGUGGCAGGCCUGGACCCUAAGGACAAGGAAGAGAAAUAGGCCCAAGACUUAUUUGCUUGAGACAAUCACACAAGAUCCAGGUGGAGAACAGAUUUAAGAAGCAGGAAAGAAAGCAUUUUGUGACCAGCUGAGUUCCUCAGGGCUAGGAAAGGUCCCAUUGUUAAGUGUUCCUCUCCAGCUCUGAGAGGGAAGGUGGCCCUCCCAGCCCAGUCCCUCAUCUUCAUGAGAGCAUCCUCUGGACCAGCCCCAGGAUUAGGUACUGGGCAUAUAUAUGAUCUUGUUGUGAAUAGCCCUGGCCAUCUAGAGGCAGGCUCCUCCAUAAGCAGUGUGAACAGCUGCUGACCAGCUAGCUCAGGAGACCACCUGCAGCAGUUUCCCAUGGCCAACCUAGAGGAGGCAUGUUCUCCUCCCUAGCAGUGUUCAACCAGAACCAGCAUUACCUCUUGGCAGAGAGGUUGGGGGCAGCUGCUGGGUGAAACAAGAUGACCUUUUACAUCUCAUCUCUGAGAUUUCAUUUCCCCUGCAUGGCUGAAGUCAAACGGAAUUAUGGUGUAUAAAUCUCGUUCAAGUGGAAGCCACCUUUCUCAGCCAUGAGUUCCUGUGACCCAGCUGCAAUCCUAGGGCACCUAUUCUCCCCUUUCAUCCUCUG
Molecule: messenger RNA, 1943 nt
Organism: Trichechus manatus latirostris (Florida manatee)
Lineage: Eukaryota; Metazoa; Chordata; Mammalia; Sirenia; Trichechidae
Gene: GSTZ1
Product: glutathione S-transferase zeta 1
Biological process (GO): glutathione metabolic process; L-phenylalanine catabolic process
Cellular component (GO): mitochondrion; cytoplasm
Molecular function (GO): maleylacetoacetate isomerase activity; glutathione transferase activity
Source: RefSeq, a predicted model, not a curated record